AAUGCUACAGUGAUCCAUUUUAUUUUUCCCGAUGUCCAUUUUGCCCCUGAAAUUAUUUCAAAACUUGUAUUUCUGAUUGGCCAACUAUUUCUUCAUUUCCACAUAUCUUUUCACUUCGCCAGAAUUUUCUUCUGAUCCGGCAUUGAAGGUUCGUUUCGAUUCUAGAUCUGAAGCCGGUUCUUGACAUCAGGCUGAUUUGCAGCACAGAGUGCUGGAAGAAGGUUAUACGUCAGGGCCUGGUGCUUGUGAGCAGUCCAAUAUACGAGUUUCGAUGGAACGGAAUAGGCCUAAAAGAUGCCAUAUGAAUGUAUAUGUAUAUGCGAUGCUUGAGGAAAUAAUGGAACAGCUUGUUGAGCAACUUAUCGUAGUAAUUGAACACAUAGUCAGGCUUAUAACAAGAAAAAGAAAGCGUAGCUCAACGGUAGCGCCGUAUGGUAUUCUUCACCGGAUCCCUGAGCAGGUGAAGCAUUUGAGCAGGUUAACUAAUAUUAGUGAUAUUGAUUGUGUUGUAAAUAUGCGAAUGGAUCGCAACGCCUUCGGUCGACUUUGCCAAUUACUAAGACAGUUGGGUGGUCUAACAAAUGGUAGAUAUGUAACUGUCGAGGAACAGGUCGCCGUAUUUUUAUCUGUCCUAGCUCACCAUAAGAAAAACAGGGUAGUUAGGUUUGAUUUUUGGCGUUCGGGACAAACAAUCUCCCAUUACGUCCAUGUUGUCUUGAAUGCAAUUUUGAAACUCCAUGUCAUCCUGCUUGUGAAACCCCAACCUGUAUUAGAGGAUUGCAUCGACCCGAGAUGGAGAUGGUUUAAGGGAUGUUUAGGUGCAUUGGAUGGCACCUACAUCGAUGUCAUGGUGCCGUCUGCCAACAAACCAAGAUAUAGGACGCGGAAAGGACAAAUAUCAACAAACACUUUAGCGGUGUGUGACCGGAAUGGCAAGUUUGUAUAUGUGUUACCGGGGUGGGAGGGCUCCGCAGCCGACUCUAGAGUAUUGCGCGAUGCACUCACCCGUGUGCACGGCUUCAGGGUUCCCAAACGCAACUACUACUUGUGUGAUAACGGUUAUGCAAACUCUGAUGGAUUUUUGGCGCCAUACAAAAGAGUUCGAUAUCACUUACGGGAGUGGGGACCAAUGGCUGCCAGACCACAAAACGCGCAAGAACUAUUCAACUUGAGACACUCCAAGGCACGUAACAUCAUCGAGCGAUCUUUUGGGGUUAUGAAAAUGCGUUGGGGAAUACUUCGCAGCACUUCCUAUUAUCCAAUCGUGAUCCAGAACAGGAUUAUAAUGGCGUGCUUCAUUAUUAACAAUUUUAUUCGUUCCGAGAUGACUGUUGAUCCCAUCGAAGAACAGUUCAACAACUUAACAGUUGAAAUGGAAUUCGCAGAACAGGACCACGGCGAGUUCAUCGAUGCUGUAGAGGCAUCUCCUGCAUGGAAUGCACAGCGAGAUGAUUUAGCCCAUGCUAUGUGGCAAAAAUAUGUGGGAAAUAUGUGAUGUUUGUUCUUGAAAACUUGUUUAUCGGGAUGUGUCCAUAUUAUGACAAUUUACCCACAUGUGUAUGAAUGAUUAGAUGCUUGAUAAACAUAUGUAUCUUAUGUGGAGCAUCCUUUUG
Messenger RNA from Salvia miltiorrhiza (redroot sage), 1613 nucleotides. RefSeq lists its product as uncharacterized. Lineage: Eukaryota; Viridiplantae; Streptophyta; Magnoliopsida; Lamiales; Lamiaceae. The record is from RefSeq and is a predicted model, not a curated record. Bases 272 to 1495 code for a protein of 407 amino acids. The transcript is spliced from 5 exons.